GUUGUAACGUCUUCGCGCGGAUAGGGUUUACGAACGAAAAUAUUGAAUUGAUCAAAACAUUUAAUUGUGUGAACAAAGCUUCUAAAUGAAGAUUCAACAUGAAUGGUAAGUUUGGAAAUAUUGUGGUAAUCAAAAGGAAUGGAAGUGAUGGCGCUUGUUUUCCAUUAACAGCUACUUCAUGCUUAUUUGGAAGGCAUGAUAAUUGUGACAUCAGAAUCCAGCUUCCAAGUGUAUCAAAUGAACACUGUAGAAUUGAUGUGGAUUCCCAAGGGCAGAUAUCUUUGGUCAACCUGAGUAAAGAAAAUCCAACCCUUGUCAAUGGUAGUAUUUGUAAGACAUCAUGUGCUGUUUCCCACAAGGAUAUCUUUACAGUUGUUGAUAGAUCUUUUAGAUUUGAAUUCUCACCAAACUCAAAAUUGUCUCCAGCUAAACAGUCUCCUAAAAUGGCAAAGACACCCCAAAAAUCACCAGGAUGCUCACCCAAAAAAUCUCCAGGAAAGAAGACACCAACUAAGAUUUUGACUCCUAAGACAAAGCCGCCGACACAGACGACAACACCUUUACAAGGGAAGAAAUCGCCUAAACCUCUUACACCUAAAUCAUUGAACAUACCCUUGAGCACGCCUAUAUCAUCUAAAGAACUAGGAAAUCGGAGAUCUUCAAGUGCCUCAACACCCAAAGGAAGUCCUAAAUCUAUUUCUCCUCGAUCAUUAUCUGCAAAGCCUAGCCCAAGAUCUUCCUCAUCAACACCAGUAAGAACAUCAGAAAAAUCUCCUAAACAAAAAUCACCCAAGCCAAUGACACCUAAUAAAAUUAUAUCUAGUAAAGCCAGUCCACGUUCACCCGCAUUAUCGGGUAAAAAAUCGAUUCCCUCGAGCCCAAAAGCCUCACCGGGAAAAGCCCCAAAGUCUCCAAAAUAUGCUGGUAAAUCAAGAUUCUCAGUUGAAUCUGUCAACACUUCUUUAUUUGUGGAUCCAACGCCAGAAAAAAGAUCUAUAUCACGAUCGGUUUCACCUAAAGCAACCAGCCCAAAAUCUCCUAAACCAGCCACUCCAAAGUCUGCUUCAAAGUCAUUGUCACCUAAAUCAAAACCGAUUUCAACUUCCCCAUCAACUCCAAAAUCAAGAAAGUCAGUUUCACCUAAAACAACACCAGCUGCAUCAACACCUAAAUCAAGAAAGUCAGUUUCACCCAAAGCAGCAGCUCCAUCUACACCUAAAUCAAGAAAGUCAGUUUCACCCAAAGCAGCAGCUCCUUCUACACCUAAAUCAAGAAAGUCAGUUUCACCUAAAGCAGCGACUCCUAAUUCACCUAAAUUUGGCACUCCAAAAGCGACUACACCCAAGACUGCUGGUAAAAAAGGAUCAGGAACAAAAAGAAAGUCUGUAUAUGAAAGUGGACCUCCUUCAAAAAGAAAGCGAGUAUCAUUUGGUCCAAACCUGAGCCCAGAACAAUUUGAUAAAGCCUUGCCUCCAUCAACACCAAUAGCCAAAGGAGCAACACCUAGAAGAAAAUCUGAGCCUUUAAGAAUGCAAACGCCAGUGUCUCUUUUGAAACGUAGAUCUAUAGCUGUAUUUAAUAAGUCGCCUAUAUCGGAAGAGAGUCCACAUAAUGCCCCCAAAUCACCAAGUGCUUCUCAAAAAAGAGCACAGUCUAAGUCACCUGCAAGGAGAUCAAAAUCGCCUAAAAAUACACCUCAAAGAUCGGGUUCCAAAUCUCCAACAAGUGGCACUUCAGUUGGAAGACCAUCAAGAUCACCUGUUAAAAGAAAAGGAAAAUCGCCAGUAAAGAGUCCAGUUAAUAGCCCAGUUAAAACACCAACCAAAAGCCCAACAAAAAAGAGUUCACGAAGUCCAAGAAUAUCGAGGAAUCGAGAAGAAUAUUCAGUGGGAAGUCCUGUAAUGGCACUGUCAACAAGUCCUGCAAAAAUACCAGGAAAGAGUCAUACAGGAACACCUACCAGGACUCCUGUAAAAAUAGCUUCAAAGAGCCCUGCAAGAACUGUCAAAAGUCCAGCAAAUUCACCCGCCAAGAGUCCAGCAAAGUCACCCGCCAAGAGUCCAGCAAAGUCACCCGCCAAGAGUCCAGCAAAGUCACCCGCCAAGAGUCCAGCAAAGUCACCCGCCAAGAGUCCAGCAAUAACCCCAACCAAGAGUCCAACAAGAACCCCAGCCAAGAGUCCAGCAAGAACCCCAGCCAAGAGUCCAGCAAGAACCCCAGCCAAGAGUCCAACAAGAACCCCAGCCAAGAGUCCUGCAAGAUCCCCAGCCAAGAGUCCAGCAAAGACCCCAGCCAAGAGUCCAGCAAGAACCCCAGCCAAGAGUCCUACAAGAACACCACCCAAGAGUCCAGCAAUAACACCAGCAAAAAAAUCUAAUGUUAAGACCCCCAAAAGUUUAAGUAAAUCACCCGGUAGAAUUUUAGUAACAGUACCUGAUAAUUCUCAAUCAAGCACUCCAGGGCGAGUUAUAACCAAAAGUCCUGCUACAGCACAAAUUGCAGCUCCACGUAGAACACCAGCAAAAAGCCCAGGUACAACUUUUAGUAAAAGUCCUGGAAGAAUUCCUGCUAAAAGUCCAGGUAGAAGUGCUAAUAAAUCUAUCUCAGAAGAUAGUGUAACUGCAGCAACUGUGGAUGUGACCAAUGCAAAGACUCCUUCAAGAUCUCCAGCAAGAACAUCUAUAUCUUCACCAAAAGACAACUCCCCAGAAUUUCUAUUUGCCUCUAGGUCUAAAAAGCCUGUUGCUAUUGUUACACCACAAAGGUCAAGAUCAGCAUCUCCUGUAAAUACGAAGAAAGUAUCACCUAAAAUUACCUCACCAAAAACUAGAGUAAACCGUAAAUCAACUGAUAUGUAUGAAUUUCAUUCAGGUGAUGAAAGUAGUGAAGAACUUUUUUCGUCCCCUAAAGGUAGAAGAAGCUCCAUCAAGAAGACUCCAAGAUCCACGAAGAAGAGUCCUGUUAAAGUAGGUAGAAGAAGCCCUGUACUUUCUCCUGUUGCCAUGACUAAAAUGUUGAAAACACCCAAUUCAUUUUACUCUAAAGGAAGAUCAAGUCUCACAGGAAUACAGAGAUUAAUGAAGUCACCAAAUUCUGCCAACAAAAAUGCAAAUAAUGUAUUGGAUUCAAGUUUUACUGGAAUAGCUGACCUAAUGAAAUCACCAAGAAUUUCUUCACCCAAUCAAACAGGUACUAAACCGAAAUCAUCCAGAAAAAGUACUGGGUCAGCGGUUGUAGAAAUGUUCCAAACUACACCCAAAUCCUCUCGUAAAAGUACAGGAUCAAUGACCCCUAAAUCAGCCAAGACUUCACCCAAAUCAAGAAGUACUACAAAAUCAGACAAGCAGUCGCCACAAUCAAAGAAGACUACACCUAAAUCUGCUAAGACUACACCCAAGAAGACCACACCAUCAUCUGCAAAGACAAGACCCAGAAGUUUAGGAGAUGGCAAACAAAUUAACCUGACUGUCACUCCACCAAGUUCCAGAAGAUCAACCUCUCCGUUGAACAAAUCUAGCAAGAAAUCAAGUGGAAAAAAGUUGCAGAGAAAGUCAACUCAUUCAUCCCCAGAAAUUGUUAAUGUAAAACGUCAUCGAAUGUUUUCCAGUCCUGUUGACAAACUUGCCACUCCACCGACCAGUUUGAAAAAGAUAGUUGCACUGAAAGCUAUUCACAAAAAGUUAGCUAAACCUCGACUGUCUAACAUUAUGAAAAAGACCCCUGGUAGAAAGAGUAUUGGUGCUAAAAAUCCAACCCCAUCAAAGAAAUUAUGGUCAGAUAUUUUAAAGAGUGGAAUAAGUGUGACUGGUAUUGUGAAGAAAGUACCUGCGGCUAAACCUAUUUCUACUAAAAUUAUGAAGAAGUCGACACCGAAGGGAAAAUCAAUCAAUAAAUCAAAGGUUGGAAAGACUCCGAAGACACCUAGAGCUGUUGCACGAGCCUUAGCCCCAUCAACAGGUCAUAUUGAAUCUCCAAUGACAUUGAUUGUUGGGAAAAGAGUUACAAAGAGAGCGAAAACACCUAUCCCCUUGCCUAAAAAGGGUAGGAAGGUCUCUAUUGGAAAAUCAAGAAAAUCACUGGGUAACACAAGCUAUUCUGGAAUAGAAGAUUUAUUUGCUUCUCCAUCACCCAACAGUAGGAAAUCUAUUACGUCUGCUGUGGCUUCACCUAGACUCUUGACAGGCACGCCUCAUGCUCUUUAUGCCGAUUUACCAGAUACUCCUAAUGGUCCAGGUGAAAUGAUUGUUUCUCCACUAAACUCCAGAAAACCAUCAGGAAGAAAGAGUAUACAUAGCCCUAACAUGGUUGGUGUCAAGGGCCUAUUUAAAAAAUCUAAAACUCCAGCUAAAAUCAAUCUUGAGGGAGUUAAACGCAUAAUGACAUCUCCAAGACAGAAAAACCAAAGUGUUGAAGAUUUUGGAGGAAUUAAGCGAAUAAUGGCAACACCUAAACAGAGGGUUAAAAAAAAUACUGCAUCCAGCCCAUCUGGUGUUGAUAAGUUAUUCACUUCAACUCCAAGAAGUGCUAAAAAAAACACACCUAAGAGAGCCACCCCAGCUAAGACUUUACCCCAAAAAGAACUGAAAUCCCCCAAAGCAGCGAGUCCUAAAAAAACAAUUGUUGCAAAAUCACCAAAAGUCACACCUAAAAAAGCUUCUCCUGUAAAGACAGUUGUUGCAAAAUCACCAAAAGUUACUACUAAAAAAGCUUCUCCUGUAAAGACAGAUGUUGCAAAAUCACCAAAAGUCACACCUAAAAAAGCUUCUCCUGUAAAGCAGACAGCAGUAAGAAGUACCAGAAAAACACCAGCCAAAUUAACUACACCCAGUAAAACUAAGGCUAGUAAAAUGGUAGAAGUUAUUGAAGAAAUACUUCCAGAAGCUGUUGUCAUUGUUUCUCCUGUUAAACUGUCUCCCAAACAACCUCCGGCACCUGCAAGAGGUGGCCGAAAAACUACCAGAAGCAUUAAAAAAUUAAAAACUCCUAGUCCCAAAAAGGGUCGUGGAACAAAGGGUAAACGUACAGUACAACAACCCACUGAUGUUAUUGUCAUAGCAACACCAGAGCCUCCAAAGAGAGGUGGCAGAAAACGUAAAGCAGAAGAAAGUGUCUCACCAGUAAACAAAAGAGUUAAAAUACAGACACCUGUCAAAUCAGCUGUUAAAGGUAAGGGUUCCACAGUCAAGUCAAAACUAUCACCUAGAAAGGCAACAUCCAGACGAGGUAGACUUGUUGAAGAACCUUCAGUGGAAGUUUCUCAGCCAGCUUCUCCUGCAAAACCUGUCACGAAAAAGGGAAGAUCCACAAGAGGAAAGCCCAUAGCGAGCCCAAAAGCACUGAUCCCUAAAAAAGCUUCUACAUCUAAAAAGGCAACCCCACAAAAGGCUAAAAAAGGAAGAAGAGUGGAAGAAUCUGAACCAGAGGCUGAGGCAGUUGUAGCACCAACACCUAGAAAGAUAGAAACCCCUAAAAAAGCUGCCACUCCUAAAAAGGCAGCAUCUCCUAAGGCUAAAAAGGGACGUUCAACAAGAGGAAGAAGGGUUGAAGAAUCUGAAUCAGAGACUGUGGCAGUUGUAGUACCAACACCUAAAAAGAUACCAACCCCGAAAAAAGCAUCUCCUAAAAAAGCAACGCCACAGAAGGCACGAAAGGGACGAUAUACAAGAGGAAGAGGCACAGAAGAAUCUGAUGCUGAGGUAGUUGUUAGUCCAAUCAAGCCAAGACGAGGUAAGGCUGCUGCCAAGCUAUCUAAAGCCCAAACUCCAAAGAAAACAAAUACUACAAGACGAGCUCCAGAAAUAGUAGUUACGCCAGAGUCAAAGCCUGUUGAAGAGAAGGUAUCUAGUCCAGCUAAACCAGUUGGCAAAAGAGGAAGAACGGCACGUGCAGCACCAAAAUCUCCAGUGAAAGCAAAAACACCUGCUAAAUCAAAGAAAGCUAAAACAGAAGUAAAACCCAAAACUCCUGUCAAAGUUAAAACACCAAAAAAAAUCAGAAGUACGCGAGGAAAGAAAGUAGCAACUCCAGAACCUGUGGUGACGGGUACAAAAAGAAAAGCUGAAGAACCUGUUUCAUCUCCAGCGAAGAAAGCAAAAGUUCCAUCACCAAAACAACUACCCUCCCGAGCAAAAGGAAAGCAGUUGAAAGGAAAGAAAAGUCCAGUGAAAGAAGUUACUGAACCCGAAGUUACUGCUAGUAAGUCAACUAAGAAAACUGCUGGAAGACGAUUGAUUAAAGCUAGUCCAACAAAACCUAAAACUGUCACUCCUCUUAAAACCAGAAGAGGUCCACAAAAGGCUGAAACCAGUCCAGUCAAACCUUCACCUGUAAAAGCAAAAUCACCUGCCCAAAAAGCAUCAAAACAGAAAUCUAAGAAGACAGCUACUCCAGUAAAAAAGGCAGCAAAAACAGUCAAAGCCAAGAAGGUCACUCCAGUGAAGAGAGUUACGAGAAACCGAAAGUAAACAGCUCAAAUUCAUCACCACUUGUCUUCUUCAUAAUUAACUGCAUUUAUAUUUUAUAAAUUUGUAUAAAGUAAUUGUAUAUUUUGAAUAUUUUAUUAUCGAUAUUAUUAACUUCAUCAAUAUUAUUAAUAUAUAAAUUGCAUCUUAUUUUAAAAAAAAGAUUUUUUAAGAAUUAAUUUUUAAACAUAAACCUCUUUUUUUAAACUUUGAACAUUCUAUAUCAUCAUAUCAUUCAUAAUAUUCUUGCCAUAUCACGCUUUCCACAUCUGAUUUGAAACAUACUCUUUUCUCUAAUAAAAUACGCAAUUUUUGAUAGAUUUUAGGCAUUAGGAAAUUUAUUUUGUAUUUUUAAUAUUUAUCUAUGUAUAUGCUUUUGUCCAAUGUUUUUUUUCUUCUUCUUUGUGCAUAGUGCUAUUUCUACUUGACUUAAUUCUUGGUAUAGCAUUUGAUUAAGUUAUUUUCCUUACUUUUUGUAUUUUGGGUAUUCUUAAAAUUAAAUCUUUAAAAAAUUGGAUUGAGAAGAACACAUUUCUGUUCUUUAGUCAGUUCAUUUUAGAUUUUUAAACUGCCAAGGAAAAUAGGCUUGACUUGUUAAUAAGUAAAACUGUUAUUAUUUAUCAUUAUUUAGCAACUAGGGUAGUUUCGUGUAUGUCUUUAUCAUUAGAAUAAGACAAUAAAUUUUUUAUUGUCUUUAUAUACAUGUAGUCUGCACUAUCAUCUGUAAAUAAUUUCAUCUCAUUUAUUGCAAACAAAUGAACUUGUUAAAUUGACUCAUGUCGUUUUGUUAUUUUUUUCGUCAUUAAUAAUCACAUACUAUAUUGAAUGACACACUCAUGGAAGGUUUUACUUGUAAGAAAUAUAUUGAAUUUUAUACCUCAUUGUUUCAGCUGAACUGAAGUGUACUGUUUGAAUCAUUAUUGAACACAUUUGUAAUUAAAUUUUGAAACACAAAAUAGAGAAUUAAAUGAUCAUUUCCAGGAUUCAAGCAAAAUAAAUUUAGAAAUUCACCUUUC
This is a messenger RNA of Patella vulgata (common limpet), 7477 nucleotides long. RefSeq names its product mucin-2. Gene Ontology annotation, molecular function: protein binding. The transcript is spliced from 11 exons. Gene Ontology annotation, cellular component: chromosome; nucleus. Gene Ontology annotation, biological process: regulation of chromosome segregation; regulation of mitotic nuclear division. Bases 99 to 6464 code for a protein of 2121 amino acids. Lineage: Eukaryota; Metazoa; Mollusca; Gastropoda; Patellidae. The record is from RefSeq and is a predicted model, not a curated record.